This is a messenger RNA of Pelagomonas calceolata, 4805 nucleotides long. The record is from the annotation of a GenBank genome assembly. Lineage: Eukaryota; Pelagophyceae; Pelagomonadales; Pelagomonadaceae.
CUCAAACUCCUGCCACUAGAUCCCUGGAGUCGGACGGCGUACCUGGAGCGCGAGCGCCCGGGGCGAGGCGCACGCACCGGCGAAGCUGCCCCGGGUCGCGGGGGCAGCCCAGACGACCCGACGGGACCGCUCCCGGGCCAGGCACCGGGACGGCCGCAUCUCUCGGCGCGGAAAGCCGAGGCGUAGCGUGGGGCUGCCUCCCGUCGCGGCGCGGCGUGCCGUACCACAAGCGGGGACGUCCCGCCGCAAAAAAUUGAUGGCGAUGCGCGCGCUCCUUGCUUCGCUGCUGCCCGCGCUCGCGGCGGCGCAGUGCGCCACGCGCAUCCGCGUGGGCACGUUCGGGGACUCCAACCCCGAGGCGCUGGCCGUCAUGACGGACUGGCUCAACGACGACGGCGACGAGUGCUGGACCUUCUACCGGCAGCCGAGCGGCGGCCUGUCCAUCGCCAAGCUCGACUCCGGCGAUUUAGAUAUCGCGCUGCUCGGCUCGACGCCGUACGCGGCGGCGGCCGCGCGGCGCGGCAGGCUUAAAGCAGUAAGCGUGGCCCACCUCAAGGGCUCCUCCCAGGCCCUCAUCACGCGCGCGCGCUUCGACGAGCCCAAGGCCCUUUCCAGUGAUACGAUCAAGGCCGGCGGCACGGCCAAGGCGACGCUCGCCACCCCCAAGACGUCGACAGCGCACUACAUCGCGCUCGCCGUCAUUGCGAACGCCGGCCUGGAUCUUGGGAGUAUCGACCUCGUCUUCAUGUCCCCCUCCCAGAUCACGGCCGCCUGGGACGCCGGCACGAUCGACGGCGCCUGCGUCUGGGGCACGGCCUUCUCGCACCUCCUCAACAACCCCUGGGGCGGCAGCGCGGAUCCAUUGGAUGCGGGCGACAUCAUGGUGCCCGCUUCAAGUGUCGCGCACUGGGACUACCUGACGGGCAACGUCCUCGCGGCCUCGGACGCCUUCAUCACGAACCAUGCAGACCUCGUCGCGAAGCUCGUGGAGAAGUUCGAGCAGACGCGCUACGACUACCGGUCCAAGGAGGAAGGCAGCACCCUCUGGGCCGCCGCCGGCGCCUACAACCAGAAGGUGACGGACUUCGCGUCGUUGAAGACGGCCCAGGACGCGGCGGACGUCUCCGACCGCCUCGCGAAGUUCGAGUACCUGUCCGUGGCCGAGCAGCUCCAAUAUGAUCUCGACGAGAUGACCCGGGACUCGGCCUACUUCUUCUACGAGCAGAAGGUGCUGGCCGAGGACCCCUCCGCCGACGCGCUGUCCUUCUACACGGCGCUCUACGACACGACCGCGCUAUCCGGUUUGACGGCCGGCGACUACCAGACGCUGCUGGCGGACCCGGCCGCAUCGUUCGACAUCAACGCCGCCGCGCCCGUGCAGCGCGAGCAGGGCUCGGACCCCCGGUGCGCCACGUCGACGACUGUCACGGUCUUCCCCGACACCUUCACGGACGGGUCCACGGGCACGAACGCCUACGCGAACGACACGGACUGCCGGUGGCAGUUCACGCCGCCCAGCGGCAACUACGUAAGCAUAGACAUCACCAAGCUCAUGUCGGAGCAGCCCGACGACGGGCUCGAGGUCUACGACGCGGCCGGCGACCUCCUGGCGGCGUUCACCGGCCGGUGGGACCCAAUCAAUUUGCCGGAGGUCCGCUCGCCCACGGCGGGCGGGCAGGUCACGGCCCGGUGGGUCACGAAUAGCUACGACGAGAACGCGAUCGGCGCGCUCGAGGACGUGGGCUUCGAAGCCGCGGCCGGCGCGGCGACGAGCGGCCCGAACACCAAUUGCGCCGCCGGGACGAGCGGCGCGAGCUGCGAGUACGCCUACUGCCUCGGCGUCGUCGACGAAGCGAGCGCGACGGCGGCGACUACGAUUCGGUCGCAGGCGGCCGGGACUCCUCUCUACGCGCCGAACUCGCGCUGCGGCUGGCGCGUCACGUCGACGACGGACUACGUAGAGCUCAAAUUCACGAAGCUCGCGAUCGAGAACGGCUUCGACUUCGUCAGGAUCUACGCGGGGAGCACCGCGCCGACGGGCUUUUCGCUCACGGCGCCGGCGGCGGAGCCGAAGCUGCUCUACGCGGCGACGGGCUCGGCGCCGCCCCCGAAGCUCGUCUUCGCGGCCCCCGUCUUCGUGACGUUCGAGUCGGACGGCCUCGGGAACACGGCCGUCGGCAGCGCUGACGGCGGCUUCGCGAUCGAGCACAGGGUCGCCGCGAAGCCGGAUUGCGCCGGCGCCUGGACGUCGCCGGUCGCGAACUGCGCGCUGGACCACUGCACCGGCGAGAGCGAGCUCGUCGUCCCCGCCGGCGCGGGGCCGCCGAAGCACGGCGAGUUCUCGUCGAGCGCCGGCCCGGUCGCGACGGACGGCUCGAUCCCGAGCUCGGAGUUGGCGACGGACUACCCCGCGAUGACCAUAUGUAGCUGGAAGUUCACGCUGCCCGACGCGGCCAGCCUCAAGGGCCUAUCCCUGCGAGCCAAGAAGGCCUCGACGUGGAAGGAGAACGACGAAGCGACGUGGAAUCGGUUAUGGGACGUCGAGGCGUCGGGCGCGCUCACGUCCACGACCGACGCCGUGCACGUCUACGCUAGUGAUAACACGCUGGUGGGGACGCUGAAGGGCGCCAAGGACGAGGCGGAGGACCCCGCCGUGUGGGAGUUCGACUUAACUGAUUCCCCGGGCGACACGUAUACGGCCGUCUUCGCGUCCGAUUUGAAUAACCCGGUCCCGAAGAAGGGUUUCGACUUGGUAUACGCGGGGCGCUACGGCGAUGCAAUAGCGGGCGCGAGCGGCGGGUUCUGUGUGUGCGACCACGGCGGCGCGUGCGACUGGCCCUGCGACGCCGGGCUCGGGUGCAAGGGAAACACGUGCCGGCCACCAUCAAAAAAGAAGGAACCUGUUGAUAUGACGGCGCUCAUUGUUGUCAUAUGCGUCUUCGCCGUGUUCAUCGUCAUAGGUGCCGCGUACAUGGUCUACAUGCACGUGCAGCACCAGAAGGCCAUGGACGCCAUGGCCCAGGAGCUCAAGGACGCCGUCGUCGGCUUCAAGGUCUGCGUCCAGGACUACGUCCCCGCGGGCCACUCGACGCAACAGGACGCGGUCGACGUUUCAAGUCCGGGCACGUGGUACUGGCAGGAGGAGGCGCACAAGAUGGGCCAGCACCCUCCCCACCUCACGAAGCAGCCGAACUGGGUCGCGUUCGAGUCUGAAAUUCAAAAUCAGUUAGAACAGGCGUUAGGAAGUGGCGGCACGGUCCAGAGUAGGCACUACGCCAUCGACACGGGCAAGAAGGAGCAGACGAACACGCGGACGGGAUUCAAACGACCUGUACUAAGAGACACGUCCAGUGAAGGCCGGGCCCACGGCGAGGCCCUGCAGAGGAAGGUCCAGCCGCCGCCGGGCGGCUGGGGCGACGCGCGGCCCGAGGAAUUGUGGGACCAGGACGCCCUGUUGCUACGCAAGGAUUCGAUCGUGCAGGUCUCGAAGCAACGGGACGACGGCUGGAUUUAUGGGAGCGUCGUCCUCAACGAGGGCGACGAGGCCGCGGACCUGAAGCGCUACGGCGACGACGGCGUCUCGCUGUCGUCGGGCUGGUUCCCGGAGAAGGUGAGCGACAUCCCGACGGCGGAGCAGCUCCGGGAGAUGCAGAAGGCCAUGGGGGCGGGGGAUGAUGCAUUAGCCAUGCCGAAGUACUGGGACGAGGUCAAGGACCCCUUGGUGGCGCAGUACUUCCCCCUGGCGCAGGGGAGUGCGAAAUACAAGCGCGUGCACGACGCUAUUGCUCUGACGACGAAACAGCAGCAGAUGAAUAUCCAUUCCAUCGAGCGGGUCCAGAACAUCGGGCUGUGGCAGUCGUACUGCGUCAAGAAGUCGCAGAUCUGCCAGCGCGAGGCCGAGUCGCGGCCCCCGAACCCGACGAACCACUCCGGCAGCCAGGUUAGGAAUUGGCUCUUCCACGGCUGCGGACCGGACGUCGUGGAUAAGAUCCUGCAGCAGGGGUUCAACCCAGUGCGGAAAUUAUUUACUAUUCUGGCCGCCUCGACGCAGCGCGAUUACUCACCCGAACGUUUGAUUUCCGCACAGGUUCAACCGGAGUUUCUGCGGCAAGAACGCGACGUUGUACGGCAAGGGCGUCUACUUCGCGAGGGACGCGAGUUAUAGCACGUAUCCACUCUACUCGCCCGCCGACGGGCGCGGGUUGCAGACGGUCUUCGCGGUGCGGUGCGUCGUCGGCGAGUGGUCCCAGGGCGUGCGCGACGGCCUGACGCCCGGCGUCCGCGACGACCGAAUGAACCUGCUGUACGACACGACGGUCGACGACAUGAAGAAGCCGAGCAUCUUCGUGACGUACCACGACGCCCAGGCCUACCCCGAGUACCGGAUCCGCUUCAACCAGGCGAACCCGGCGCGCAGCCACCCCAGGGCGAGGCAGCCCGAGCCGGGCGGCUACAGGCGCAACUGGCUCGAGGGCGUGGAGGGCGAGGAGGAGGUGCAGGCGGCGCCGGCCAACGCGAUGGACCGCCUCGCGGGCAUGCUGGGCCGGAGAAACUCCGACAGGGUCGCGCCCGCGCCCCCGCCGGCAGGGAACGCCGGCGGCGGCGCGCCGACCUUCGAGGUGCGCCUGCCCCCGAACGCGCGGCCCGGCGUGACCAUCAUGGCCCGCGCGCCGAACGGCAACAACGUGCGGCUCACCGUGCCCCACGGCGUCCCCCCGGGGGGGAUCAUCCACGUGCGCUACUGAUCCUUUUUUUUGCGCGCCCCCCUGUCGUUCAUCCUCUCGCGUAAGCCUUCUUGUCCAUCA